UAGAAUGGCAAGUUCCUGCGCCAAGAGACGUCAUCUAGAUCCAGGGUUGAGGAGCCUUAGCGGCUCAUCUCGAGGCUUCGGGGCUACCAACACCACCGCCGACCUACAACCCUUGAUGUCAUGAUAGGAAAUUGUCAUAAGAAUCGAGCAUGCCUUUAUAGUUAUCCCAUGUUUUCUUCUUUCGACAUGAAAGACCUGUUUCCCGCCUGGUUUCAAGUCUGGUUGAAGAAGCGCUGGAGGAAAUUACGCUUGUUACUUGCUACCCUUGGGCUUGGUUCGAAGAAAACGAUAUACAAUGGUGCAACUGAGUUUGUUUCUCUUUGCAUUUAUAUCUCACGCGAUUUUGACUGAGUACCACGUUAUUAGUCUGCCCGACCUCACCGAGCAAAUAAGUAAAGGAUCAUCCCGAUACCCUGUCGCUCAAGGCAGCUUUGGGGAUGUCUGGAAGUGCAUGCGCAGCUUGAACCACCCCCGAAUCACGGUAGAGGCGAGUAGCUCCUUCGAGUUUACACCUGUGAGUGUUAUCGCUCAUACCGUUUUGCCUCUCUAUAAGGUCGCAGUAAAAUGUCUGCGACUCGAAAUUCCGAACGAUAGCUGCAAGACAAAGAUUACCGAGAGGCUCGAACACAACUUACAGCAGAACACUGAGCUAAAACACGCCAAUCUAUUACCUUGUCUGGGAAUAACUCAAGGGUUUGGUCCGCUACCUGCUAUCGUUUCCCCAUGGAUGCACAAAGGCUCACUUACCAUGUUUCUGGAACGUGAUUUCCAGCAACUCACUCUCACUCGAAUGCUCCAAAUUCUCAAAGAUGUCGCUUCAGCUCUCCAGUACUUGCACUCCAAAAACAUAGUACACGGUGAUCUCACCGGUAACAACAUUCUUAUCAAUGACAAUGGCGACGCUUUCGUGGCUGACCAAGGAAUUCUCAUUUUAUGUGCCGAGCUUCACGGCACGUCAUAUAUCAGAAGCAAUGUGCGAUGGGCUGCACCUGAAAACUUUGAGGUCCCGGAAGAUGACAAGUCAACGAGCUUGCCCCAAUUGGCAUCAGACAUCUAUUCUUUCGGGUGCAUCAUGUUACAGGUCUUCACAGGAAAAGUACCGUAUUCCGAAUUUCGAAGUGAUCAUCAAGUUACCGUGCAGAUACUCAGAGGCCGAAAACCUGCUCGACCGGUAACUCCGCCUAUUACGGAUACUCUAUGGGAGUUCAUGCAGAAGUGCUGGCUCGAUAAACCGGAACACAGGCCUUCAGCCGAGGAAGUUCUGACAUUUAUGGAGGAACAGCUGAAACUGCUACAGGAAAGCUCCUGAUAACUCUCAUGCGACUUCAUGAUGCCAUAGCAGUUUCUUGGCAUUCUUCGUCAGUGCAGCAUGAUCCAAGGCUUAGAGUUAUCAUGUCAACAUGUAUCCUCAGAUGUCCUGGAUAGGCUCGCAGAUUGUAGCUAUUUUCGCAAUGAAUGUAAAGUAGUAGAUACACGAUAUGCUACACCAACG
Molecule: messenger RNA, 1492 nt
Organism: Suillus bovinus
Lineage: Eukaryota; Fungi; Basidiomycota; Agaricomycetes; Boletales; Suillaceae
Product: kinase-like domain-containing protein
Exons: 7
Coding region: 296-1309 (337 amino acids)
Biological process (GO): protein phosphorylation
Molecular function (GO): ATP binding; protein kinase activity
Source: RefSeq, a predicted model, not a curated record